UAUUCUUGUCGGAACUACUUUACCACCAUUUUUAGUCAACUGCUUCCGUUUUGUGAGAGAAAUUGUGUAUAUUUAUCUUUAAAGAAUAAUUUAAAUUGAAGACAUGAAAAUUCCAAACGUCGGAGGCUGUGGGAACAAUUAUGUUUUACCAGACUGAUUGUACUUGGACUAUUCGAAACGUUUUUCAUAGUUUUUAUGGUAGUUGAAAGAGUCGAUAUCUGAAUGAAUGAAAGUGACAGUUCGUUUGGCAAAGUGAACUCUCAGUGACAGUCUCGACUGAUUUUUCAAUAUAGAUUUUUGAUAUUUGAAAAACAAUUAAAUUUAAGUAUUAAAUUCGAAAUCCUAAAAUGACUAGUGAAAAGAAAUUUGCCACUCCUCAAGAGGAAAUAUGUUACUGGCGAGAUCAGGCACAGAAAUUCAAGCAAGAACUUGAGGAAACUAAAGAAGAACUUGAAGAAUUUCAGAUCAGUAGUAAGGAAUUAGAAGAUGAGAUGGAAACACAGUUAAAACAGUUUGAAAAAAAGAAUACAGAUCUUGAAUCAAGUAAUUCUAGAUUAAAGCAAGAAACAGAAACCUUAAGGGAUAAAUUAGAAUCUCUUCAAGCUGGUAGUCAUAGAAGAAUAUGUGAGUUAGAGGAUGAACUAGACCAGAUUAGAGUUAUGAAAGAAAAUUUUCAAAAAUAUAUUCGUGAAAUUGAACAAGCUAAUGAUGAUUUAGAAAGAUCUAAGAGAGCAACAGUUGUGUCAUUAGAAGAUUUUGAAGCAAGACUUAAUCAAGCAAUAGAAAGAAAUGCAUUUUUAGAAAGUGAAUUAGAUGAGAAAGAAACAUUAGCAGAAACUGUGCAAAGAUUGCGUGAUGAAGCCAGAGAUUUAAAACAGGAACUCCAUGUACGUGAAGUAAUAAAGAGUCCAGAAGCUGGAGUCGACACACCUCAGGAAAAACUGGCUGAUAGUGGGUACAGUUCGAAAGUAGUUCACAGUGAUCCCGCUACACCAACAACUCCCACCACACCCACCUCAUUACAGGGGAGAGGUCUUCCAGGUAUAAAUGGGAAUCUACCCCAGCCACUUACACCAUCUGCACGUAUAUCUGCUUUGAAUAUUGUUGGUGAUUUAUUACGAAAAGUAGGAGCCUUAGAAUCCAAACUGGCAUCUUGUAGAAAAUAUGUAAAAGAUCCACCUCGUAGUGGUAAACCUGCACCUGGCAGUCCAUUAGAUUCUCCUAGGUCUGACACUUCUCGAGGAUAUAGGUCUGCUGCAAGGUGCCAUAGUCAGAAGCAUGUUAACUGUGCUCGCUGGUCUUAUCAUGGGGGUUCAGUGAAAUUCUGAUCAAAUAUUUUCAAUAUCACAAGCCUACUAAGAAUGAGACGUUUUAAUCGUGGUGGGUCAGUGCAAUCACAAGGCAUGAAGAUCUCAUCUUAGGAAAUAUUAAUAUUAUUAUCAUGACAUAUUUCUCUUUUCUAGUCUUUUAUUAAGGCAUUUAUCAUAUUUUAUCUUUACUUCUUUUAAAUCUGUAGAAAAGUAAAAAUAGCGGUGCCUUUUCUAGUUUAUAAACCUAUUUGAUGUAAACUGCGUAUUAAGGAAAUCUGUGCAAGGUGCCAUAAAGUGAAUUAUAAAGGUGACUGGAUUAAUAUUGGUUUUUGAACAGUAGGCCCUGCUAAUAUUUCAAGAAAAAAUAAUAGUGUAUGCAAAUUGAUAAUAGAAUAAGAGAAAUGAAGAUAAAGUUCAUUAUUUUCCUUGUUCGUUAAUUUUCCUGAUACACAUCAGCAUUUGUUACAGUUCACAAUAUACUUUAUUAGUAAAGAACUAAAUAGAUGUACAGUUUCUGAAUACUCAAAAUAUAUAUUAACUGCUUUAGUUCAGCAUAGAUACUAUAGGAUAUUGCCAAACUUAUGACCAUUUCAAUUCCAUAUCUGAUAGUACCGGUACUCCUAUAAUUUGAUGAAGUGUUUCCAAAUAAUAUGUUAUUAGUACCAGAGGCAUGAAAAGGGGAACAAGCUUUAUGUGCAAGUGUUAAUAUAAAUGACUUUCUGUUAAUAAUUCUGGGCCCUGUUUCACAAAGACUUAAAAAUACAUUAUGGAAGAUUAGAUUAAGAGCUGACAGUUCUCACUAUAAUAGUUAAAUAAUAGAUAAUGUAACAGGAAUACUCUGAAAAUUUCAGUCAAAUUACUUCAGUCUAAGCCAAGAAAUACUCAUUUUAAAAACCUUUUAGCCUUGAUUGUCAUUGUUGCAGUUCUUUGAAAAUAAAAAAGUCUUGAUUAUACAUGUACCUUUUUGC
Molecule: messenger RNA, 2278 nt
Organism: Patella vulgata (common limpet)
Lineage: Eukaryota; Metazoa; Mollusca; Gastropoda; Patellidae
Product: nuclear distribution protein nudE homolog 1
Exons: 10
Coding region: 348-1328 (326 amino acids)
Biological process (GO): cell migration; establishment of mitotic spindle orientation; centrosome localization
Cellular component (GO): kinesin complex; kinetochore; centrosome
Molecular function (GO): microtubule binding
Source: RefSeq, a predicted model, not a curated record